GUGCGUUCAGUCGUACGAAGAUUUCCGAUACUGCCUUCAGUUAUUGAUUGAUCCAAUGAUACCAGUCAGGUGACAACACUGGGAGAUAAUGAUGCAGCGCCCUCUGCUGCUGAGCGUUACACAGAGACAAACUUUGCUUAGAUUUUUUUUUAACAAGAGAAACAGCUAAAAAAAGUGUUAGGGAGAGAAAAAUGUUGUCAGUGGAUCGAUAACCUCAGAAACCUGAAGUUAUCAGAAGAAGGGACUGCUGAGUCGAAGAGGAGCCAAAACCAGUCUGGAUAAUGAGGAAGAGCAGGAUGAAAUCCCUGGAGAGAGAGAGAGAGAGAGAGAGAGAGAGCACUGUGCAUGCAGCAUCCCUCUGUCUCUAUCUCUUUAAGAGAGAAGGAGUGUGGCUGUGUGUGUGUGUGGGGGAGGGGUAUUGGCUGGGGUGGAACAGUCCUGUAAUGAGCUGAUUUUAGAGAGGGAGAGAGAGAGAGAGUGGGAGAAGGAGAGCGAUAGAAAGAGGGAGGCAGAAAACAGGAGAGGGCUGAUGACUGGGUGAAAUCAGGAUACAACAACAAUUAAGACUGAGGCCGUCGCAGGGAAAAAGGAAGAGGAGUAUUUCAUUUUCCAUCUCGGUUUGUCUGCAGGUCGCAGUGAGGAGAGAGAGAGAGACUUCCACUGACCGACGUCUACCAAGCAUCCUGGGUGCAGCAGCGGUGGCGGAGAUAUUGGUGUCGGCGCCCCCUCUUUACUGUUUCCCUCUGUGAGCUGAUGUUGCAGCAGGGAUGUGGAGAUACUGUAAUGUCUGACUGAGCUAAUCUGGGAUGCUGCUGUCGCUGCCACUCUGAGGGCCUCUGGGACUACAGGAACCAACCUAGGCCUCGCUCCCUCGGAGCGCCCCGCUGCACAGUGGAGACAGCGGGCUGCCGAGCACCGUGGCUGUGAGGGAGGAAGGUGGGGGAAGGAUGGGGAGCCCACCGAGCCAGAAUGCCCGCGAGGAGCCGUGUGUACGGCUGCUGCGUUAUCGGCUCCAGAGCCACCGCUGAGGCUAUGAUUGCUUCUCCAUCACAAGGUGAUGCUCUUUGUUUCCACAGUGAGGAGCCAGUGUUUUACAUCCUGAGCUAGCAGCAGAGGGGGAGUGGAGGCCCUGCUCCUCCAUGCUGCCUGAUUCAGACCAGGCCUCCUCCCUCCUUCCUCCCUCGGACUCAAACCAGGCUCUUGUUUUUUUCUCUUUCUGAACAUUCUAAGGAUUUGCCUAAACCUGUUUCAUGCAUGUCCACUGGAGGCAGGUUUGACUUUGAUGAUGGGGGGUCGUACUGCGGGGGGUGGGAACAGGGUAAGGCCCACGGCCGGGGUGUUUGCACAGGGCCCCAGGGUCAGGGCGAGUAUGCCGGGGCAUGGAGCCACGGCUUCGAAGUCCUGGGCGUGUACACGUGGCCCAGCGGGAACAGCUAUCAGGGUACCUGGGCGCAAGGUAAGCGCCAUGGCAUCGGCGUGGAGAGCAAGGGCCGCUGGGAGUACAGAGGAGAGUGGACGCAGGGUUUUAAAGGCCGUUACGGGCAGCUGGAGAGCACAGCCAGUGGAGCCCGGUACGAGGGGACGUGGAGCAACGGGCUGCAGGAUGGCUACGGCACCGAAACCUACUCCGAUGGAGGAACCUACCAGGGUCAGUGGCUGGGCGGGAUGCGUCAUGGCUAUGGCGUACGGCAGAGUGUGCCGUACGGCAUGGCGGCGGUCAUUCUCUUUCCUCUGAGAACCUCAAUAAACUCCCUACGUUCUGAGCACAGCCACGGCCCUCCGGCUGCUCUGGAGGAUACAAAUGCCACCACCCCAACAGACGGGGUGGUGGCCGGGCUGGCCGGCAGUCCCGUGGGUCGAGGCGGCUUUGCUCUGACAGCUCCAAGUGAAGCCGAACGCCAGAGGAAGAGGAAAGGCCGUUUCCGCCAGUCCAUCCUCAGUGGUCUAAAGCUGCGGCGCUCAGAGUCUAAAAGCUCUCUGGCCAGUCAGCUCAGCAAGCAGAGCUCCUUCUGCAGCGAGGCCGGCAUGAGCACCGUCAGCUCGGCCGCUUCCGACAUCCACUCCAACGCCAGUGAGACUGAGCAGGGCGCCCCCGUGGACGCAACUGUCACUGAAAUGUAUGCGGGGGAAUGGAGGAGCGACCACAGGGCUGGCUGGGGCAUCAGUCGGCGCUCGGACGGCCUUCAUUACACAGGCGAGUGGGCGGGGAACAAGAGACACGGUUACGGCUGCACCACCUUCCCUGACGGCACCAAGGAAGAAGGAAAGUAUAAGCAGAACGUGCUAGUGAGCGGGAAACGCAAGAACCUGAUUCCACUGAGGGCCAGUAAGAUCAGGGAGAAGGUGGACCGCGCUGUGGAGGCCGCGGAGAAGGCUGCGGACAUCGCCAAGCAGAAGGCACAGAUCGCCAUGUCAAGGAUGAGCCACGCCCGGGGGAAGGCCGAGGCAGCUGAGGGAGUGGCACAGAAGGCCAUGGAGGAGUGUCGACUCGCUCGCAUCGCUGCCAAAGAGCUCUCCCCCUCGUUUCACAUCUACGGCAAUGGACUGGAGUGUCAGAGGCCUCAGCAGAAGGGGACCAAGGACAAAGACCACGAGGUUAUUUCCACGGGAACAGACAGUCCGGAGCUAUGCACGCCUGACACUACGCCACCUGUAAUAACACCAGAUCUUAGCCCUGUGCUGAGCGUGCCCACGUCGCCUCCCCACAGUCCGCCAAAACACGCCCACCGCCCCAGAAAUGCCUGCUUCAUGCGUCAGAGUGCAGUGGAUGACCAAGGUGGGGCUGAGAUCCAGGUGCUGGUGGAGGGGCGCGGCGUGGACCUGCAGAAAGGAGCGGCUAACAGCUGGAAAGAUGAAAUGUAUCCGGAGCAGGCGGGCAGCAGCCGUUCCACCACGCCGUCCCUCCUGGAGGAGCAGGAGGGGCAAGUCAACGGGCACGAGCACGUGCCCCUCCCCAACCACAAACCACCAGACAAAUCCUACUCCAAUCACAAGUCCAAGGAGCACGUUUCCUCCUACCGGGUGAGGGAGCACUCCUCGUCCAACCAAAAGCCCUCUAAGCAUGCCUCUUCCAAUCACAAGUCAAGGGAGUACUCCUCUUCCAAUCACAAAACAUGGGAUCAUUCCUCCAACAAUCACAAGCCCUGCGAUCACACUUCUUCCAACUACAAGCCGCAGGUGCACAUUUUAUCCAAUCACAAGGCCUUGGAACAUAAUAUGUCCAAUCACAAGACGUCUGAGCAUGGUUCCACCAAUCACAACUCCCAAGAUUAUAUCUACUCCAAUCACAAUGCAAAGGACCACGUCUCUUCCACAUACAGCCCACGAAAGCAUGUCUACUCCAACCACCAUCCAAAGCAGCACAACCCGCCCAACCACAAGCUAACCAAGCAUGCUGUAAUCGACCAAAGGCUCGAUGGCGUCACCGUGGGCUGGACUGGUGACAGCACCCUCAGGUGGAGCCCCGCCCACUCACGCCUCACAGAGCAGGACGAGGAGAGGACGAACGACUACACGGUGGACAUGAGGCUUCAGUGUCCGGACUCUCAGUUGUCACAGGGCCUGGACCAGGGGUCGCCGGCCCCCAAAAACAACAGGCUACGAUCACGGGGACUACGGCCGGUCAGAGAAGGAUCCGUGGACUCUGUACAGAUGCUGGACAACCUGAACGUGGGAGCAGAGAUGGAGAAGUGGCCACUGCACAGAGACCUCACCCUCUCCCCACCCCUGAAAUCUCAACCAAUCACUCUGGAGCAGGAAGGAGAGAAUCUCACCCUCAAAUCAAACUCAGGCUCCAACUCAAUUCUGGUGGUUAUGGUUAUUUUACUCAAUAUCGGCGUAGCCAUUCUUUUCAUUCACUUUUUUAUUUAAAGCUUAUUCAUUCAUGAAAUCCUAACAACUUCCACCUUAUUAUUAUGAUUAUUAUUAUGAUUAUUAUUAUUUUUGAACCGGACGGUCAUUCUGCCUGUUGGACCGGAGCCCCCAGCCUGAGUGAAGACACAACGGAACCCCCCCCCCGUCUCCCUCUGCUGUUACCACUUGUCCAAUCAAAGCCCACUUCACUCUUAGCACCGUUCCAUCUCACGUGCUUGUUUUUGACGUGCGACCGCAGACGACGGGAAGGUGACGGAUGAGGAGUAGGCAGCUUAAAACAAGCACAGUGUACCAGGACCACGUGCAUGUGUUCAGGGGGCCGGAGAUGGCCCCUCACAUCACCACCGCUCCAGGUUUCUCCUGGUUUGUGUGAGAUACAUGCUGCCGCGGAGCAUGACACACAAACGGCCGACCUUUCAUUUCACCCGUGCAGUCUCCUUGUUUGCCCUUUAACCUUUGGUCCCGCUCAGAGCCGCUCAGUCUCAGACCCCCGGUCAUACUAUGCUACUUACAGAACUAUGCUGCAGAGUAGAUCCAUUUUAAAGGGCUCCGUCAUUACUUUUCUCUCUUUGUUUUCGAUAUGAACAUGAACACACGCAACCAUUGCAUGGGGCUGCGUGGGGCUUUAAAAAAAUGCAUCCUCUAUCCCUUUAACAUCACUGCUCCGUCUCCAUCUUGACCGUCCCCGCACCCACUGACGGACACUCCACAUCCACCUGGUCCCAGAAUCUGACCAGAUUCCAGUUUGAUUAGCCAAUCAAACGUCAGCGACCAACACAGACCAUCACCUGGAGGGACGGUUCCCACAGAGUCAUGGUGACGUUUUCUGUCGGCACAUUAACACUCACACACACUAACAUGCAAAAACCUCUCCAUCCGACACACGUGUAACCGCUGACACACUGAGGAUUCAGCCUUGGCCCUUUGUACAGCCUGGAGACUGUUAUGUUAUAGCCAAUAAUUCUAUAUAUCUGUGUAUGUCAUUAUUAUUCCAGUUUGUUACUUUUGCAUUUUGCGAGACAGAGAGGAUGCCGCGUGCCUCGUAUCUAGUCAUUUUUACGUCUCUGGUUGAUUUAGAACACGGCACUAUUAUUGACGACAAAGGAAAUAUCCUGCCCUGUGACCUACCAUUCCAACCUGCUAAACCUUCCUCUUAAAUCUGAAUUGGCAUGCACUGUUUCUUCUCUCUCUCUCUCUUCUCUUUCUUUCUUUCUCUCUCUCUCUCUCUUUCUCUCUUUAGCUCAGUUCACAUUUUUGGACCCAUUAUAAAUCGAAUGCUCGGGUUUCUACGCUGUCAUUUCUGGACACGCUCCGGGGCCAGAUGAGAUUUUCUUUUCUCAGCAUGUUUGUUUCGCCUGCUCAACUCCAAAAGUGUCAGUUUGUCCGUUUCUUCCUUUCGUCUCUUUUAUCCGGCAACACAAGGCUACACGAGACACGGAGAGCAGUGUAAAAUAAACGCUCGCUUCUAACUCUCAGUGGACGCUGAGAAUGUUCCCAGUUUAUGAAUGAUAUAAAAGAAAACUCUCUGCUACUGUAUGUUUUGUACUUCGCACCCAGUGGCAUCAUCAUGUUGUGACAUCAUUGCAUGCCCGAGCAUGCUCUUUCUUACUCUUUGGUUUAUGAGGUUGUUUCAAAGUUAAUGUGGAGAAAAUAAGGAAAUGUUUGAAAUGAUUGGAGUUUGGUGUGGUUAUUAAAAGAAACACAGUUUGUUUUUACUUGAACACAACCUACAGCAGCUACUUCCACUGCAUGAAGUGAACUGCCAUGCAGGUUUCUAUAACGCUGGGGCGUGGACCCCGUGUGGGUCAGUGCAGUACACUGAUCUGGUCACAUGAUAGUGAUAAUGAUUUUCUUUUUUUUUUUUACUUCAAGACCAUUUCUACUGAAUUUGUGGAUUGUUGGGUUUUUUUUUUACUCAAACUUACUGCCUAAAUUUUGUUCCAGUCAGAACAUAAAUACAAUAUUCAGUAUAUCGUCAGAAUGAGCAAGAGUUAAAUUAAACUUGAUUUAUGAAGUAUAACCUGAGACAGUGUUUCCCAGUCCUAGUACUGUAUAAAACAAAAUCAAAAAGUCAAAACCCAUCAGUGGCGCCCCCUGAUGACUGCAUUCUUUUUACAAAUUAAACACAAUAUGGAAAUUAUGUCAAAACAGAGAACAUACUUUAUAUUGAUGAAUACCAAAAGUUAAUAAUCAUUUUCUAUAAUGAUACAGUUGUUCCUUCCCCUGCCUAGAGGCUGCUCCUCAAGGUUUAAGGAAAGGAUCAAACUCCAGCUGUUUGGUAGACGAGCUUAUCUACAUCUACAUACCAACACCCACCCUCUGUGCAUAUCAGUGUGUACAAAUACUGCAA
Molecule: messenger RNA, 6223 nt
Organism: Cynoglossus semilaevis (tongue sole)
Lineage: Eukaryota; Metazoa; Chordata; Actinopteri; Pleuronectiformes; Cynoglossidae
Gene: jph3a
Product: junctophilin 3a
Exons: 7
Coding region: 1255-3870 (871 amino acids)
Biological process (GO): regulation of synaptic plasticity
Cellular component (GO): junctional membrane complex; endoplasmic reticulum membrane; plasma membrane
Source: RefSeq, a predicted model, not a curated record